ACGUGUGUAUGUAAAAUAAUAAUGAAAAAAACAAAAAACGUUUAAUUAAUCAGCAUUUAUUGCUGCGUUUGUUUAUGAGCUGGAUAUAACGGCAGAUGAAGUUUGAUUGUUGUGCCAUAUGCUGACUGGCGAGUCCCCAAAAUAGUAUCAAAAUUUCAGUUCAUUGCUUUAAAUCAGUGAGAUCUGAUCUCCUGUAGGUGGUUUCUAUAUUGGGAAACAGAUAAUGUGUAGGAAAUUCAACUCAUUCAACAUUUGACCCAGUGGACAGUCCCGCAUAUGCAAACGCGCAGACGAUCAUCGCGCGCUGAAGAACAGUCCCUCUGUCCAGCGAUCAGCUCGCGUCAAGGGGUGACGCGCCUGACGUCACGCCCUCUUAGCACGUGGGCUGUGGCAUUCAGAGUUCUCAUAAACAAAAGGCACAUUGCGCUCUGGCUCCAGUCUUCGCGUGCUGUCGAAGGAGUAAGGUGCGCAAAGACAGUGGCUCUACAUGCAGACGGAACUUCUAUCAACAGGAACAGCUACAUGGAUACAUAAUUUGCAACUCUUUUAAUAGCGAUUUGAGAAAGGCAAACGAACGAGAGACACGCUCUGACAUCAACCCCUGUUACGAGCCCUGACUUCAGAGAUUGUUCCACGAGAGAUAAAAGUAGCAGGUGUGCGGAGGUAAACUGAAGCAGGCCAGGGAAAUCCAUGCCCUGCGUCCAGGCUCAGUAUGGGACAUCACCUCCAGGAGCCAGCCCUGCAUCUCAGAGUUACAGCUACAACACCACGGGAGAGUACAACUGCGACUUCCUAACACCGGAGUUUGUCAAGUUUAGCAUGGACCUGACUAACGCAGAAAUAGCUGUCACUUCCUCGCUCCCCAGUUUCAGCACCUUUGUGGACACCUACAGUUCCAGCUACGACGUGAAGCCUCCCUGCCUCUACCAAAUGUCCCACUCUGGGGAUCAGCUGUCCAUCAAGGUGGAGGAGAUACCCGCACACAGCUACCAUCAUCAGCAGCAGCAGCAUCAUCAUCAUCAGCCCCACCAGGCUGAGGAGAGCCUACCCCAUACCGGACCUAUAUACUAUAAACCAUCCUCCCCAAACAUCUCCCAGUCACCCAGUUUCCCGGCGCCUCCACACCACACGUGGGAAGACAGCGGGUCCCUUCACAGUUUUCAUCAGAACUACCUGGCGACUUCACACAUGAUAGACCAGCAGCGGAAAAACGCGAUGUCUCGGUUGUUCUCGUUCAAGCAGUCUCCUGUGGACACGCCGAUGUCAAGCUGCCAGAUGCGCUUCGAUGGAUCUCUGCACGUGUCCAUGGGCCCGGACACCCCGGGUGCGCACCGUGCACUGGACAGUUUUGCUUUACCGGCACCUCCGAGGAAACAGCACGCUGUGGGUUUAUCCCAUUCGCUUAACGUCGGACACCCUUUACUGGAAAGCCCGGUGGCCUCACCCCCGGCUAGAGGAUCUCCAUCCAGCGAGGGUUUGUGCGCUGUGUGCGGGGACAAUGCAGCCUGCCAGCACUACGGGGUGCGCACAUGCGAGGGGUGCAAAGGAUUCUUCAAGCGCACGGUGCAGAAAAACGCCAAAUACGUUUGUCUGGCAAACAAAAACUGUCCUGUGGAUAAAAGACGGCGAAAUCGAUGCCAGUAUUGCCGUUUUCAAAAGUGCCUGGUCGUAGGGAUGGUGAAGGAAGUUGUAAGAACAGCCAGUUUAAAAGGUCGAAGAGGUCGACUCCCCUCCAAACCUAAAAGUCCGCAGGAAAUCCCGGUCUCUAUGACACCCGUCAAUCUCCUGAACGCCCUAGUGAGAGCGCACAUAGACUCCAACCCCUCCAUGGCCCGCCUGGACUACUCUAAGUUUCAGGCGAGUCCAGAGUAUCAUAGAGGAGGAGAUGAAUCUCUGCACAUUCAGCAGUUUUACGAUCUUCUCACUGCUUCAAUGAGCAUCAUUCGCGGAUGGGCAGAAAAAAUCCCCGGCUUUACUGACCUGCCCAAAUGCGACCAGGAACUGCUUUUCGAAUCAGCCUUCCUUGAACUUUUUGUGCUGCGGCUGGCUUACAGAUCUAACCUGGCAGAGGACAAACUUAUUUUCUGCAAUGGAGUGGUUUUACACAAGUUGCAGUGCGUGCGUGGCUUUGGGGAGUGGAUCGACUCUAUCGUCGAGUUUUCUUCCAACCUUCAGAACAUGAGCAUAGACGUCUCUGCCUUCUCCUGCAUAUCUGCUCUCACCAUAGUUACAGAGAGACACGGACUAAAAGAGCCCAAGAAAACAGAGGAACUUCAAAACAAGCUCAUAAACUGUCUGAAGGAUCAGGUGUCCUGCAGUGGAGAAUUGUCUAAACUGUUGGAGAAGCUGCCGGAGGUGCGCGCUCUGUGCACGCAGGGACUGCAGCGCAUCUUUUACUUGAAACUGGAGGAUUUGGUUCCCACGCCUGCGAUCAUUGACAAACUCUUUCACGAUACCUUACCUUUCUGAACAAUCGGCUGAACUGCGACAAAUGCUUAAAACCUUCAUGAUUCCUCGAUGUGGCGGACUUGAAGAAAUUAUAUUGCCGGAUGGUAUUUUUUUUUUAACUUUUAUUUUAUUUUUAAGUUUGAAACACGGCUGCCUGGGGACAAAAGUGAACAGCUCUGUUCGAGACAACCGCGGAGGAAAUAAUAUCGAUAGAAUAAAAUAUUGUGGAGAGAAAAGGACUAUUCUUAUGCCUGUUUAAAGUGUAUUCAGUUAUAAACUGAGAAAAGUGCGGUGUGGUGGAAAUGUGUUUGUAUCGUUACGCGUCAUAUUGUUUAUGUUUAUAUACAACUUCUCCUGUGUUAUGCAAGAUGUAGCCUAAUGAUUUAAGGGAUCAAAAUCAUUUCGAGAAGGUACUUUAACCACUAGCUAUAAGUCAUUCUGCAUUAAGAAUAGAGUGAACAGAAGGAUUUUUAAAACUCUAUCUGCAACAUUUCAGAUUUCAGAAUGGAUAAAAGCAUAUAGAGCACGUUUUUGUGUUUAUGGUUUCAUUAGUGAAUUUUAUUGAUAUUAAGAUAUGAAUCGCCUUUUUACAGUUCAGAACGUAUGCAUGGAAUUCGUUAUGAGCUAUUAACUUUCUCCAGCACUUUGUAUUAAUUUCAUAUUGAAAUAAUGUUCGAGAUUUACGUGCAACUGGUUUAAAAUUCUUAACAUUAUGCUUAUAUUUCAGAUCAUUGUUUUCUAUGAUGUUAUGGUUUUUGCACUGCAUUCUAUGUUAAGCUUCUCUCAUCUAGUGUAUUGCUGAAUAAACCUAACUAUUAUAUAUUU
Onychostoma macrolepis is the source of this 3273-nucleotide messenger RNA. RefSeq names its product nuclear receptor subfamily 4, group A, member 2b (gene nr4a2b). Gene Ontology annotation, biological process: dopaminergic neuron differentiation; cellular response to corticotropin-releasing hormone stimulus; central nervous system neuron differentiation. NCBI's taxonomy places the organism in Eukaryota, Metazoa, Chordata, Actinopteri, Cypriniformes, Cyprinidae. The record is from RefSeq and is a predicted model, not a curated record. Gene Ontology annotation, cellular component: nucleus; transcription regulator complex. The transcript is spliced from 8 exons. Gene Ontology annotation, molecular function: RNA polymerase II cis-regulatory region sequence-specific DNA binding; zinc ion binding; nuclear glucocorticoid receptor binding. Bases 691 to 2469 code for a protein of 592 amino acids.